Messenger RNA from Austrofundulus limnaeus, 1181 nucleotides. RefSeq names its product cysteinyl leukotriene receptor 3 (gene cysltr3). Gene Ontology annotation, molecular function: G protein-coupled receptor activity. Bases 18 to 1094 code for a protein of 358 amino acids. The record is from RefSeq and is a predicted model, not a curated record. The transcript has 4 exons. Lineage: Eukaryota; Metazoa; Chordata; Actinopteri; Cyprinodontiformes; Rivulidae. Gene Ontology annotation, cellular component: plasma membrane. Gene Ontology annotation, biological process: G protein-coupled receptor signaling pathway.
GUGUUCUAACAGGAAUAAUGGUCAGCACCAUCAGCACCAACAUCACCAACAGCAGUGUACCGGUCAGAGCCCUGUCUCACUGUUACCAUGAUGACAGCACCUUUAAGUACCUUGCCUACACCUGUACCUACAUCCUGGUGUUUCCUGUGGCCUUCCUCUGCAACACUGGAGCRCUGGUGGUCUUCUUCCAGAUCAGAAAGAGGAUCUCGGCCCCCCAUGUGGUCAUGGUGAACCUGGCCCUCUCAGACUGGGCCUUCUCCCUCACCCUCCCUCUCAGGCUGGUCUACUACGUGAGGGACGGGAUCUGGGACUUCCCAGACUGGCUCUGCAGAGUCUGUGUUUUUGGUUUCUACGUYAACCUGUACUCCAGCAUCCUGCUCUUCACUCUGCUGAGCGUGCUCCGCUGGAAGGCUGUGACGGCCCCCCUCGAUCACAACCCCAAAACUAUCACCCGAAGAACCGCCGCCGCCUGCCUCAUCAUCUGGCUCUUUGUUGGAGCCACUUCUGUUCCCUUCCUGUUCCAAGGUGUUCUAGAGAGACAGGGUGUGCGUCGCUGCUUUGAACCGGGCUCUGUGGAGUCCUGGUCGAAGAUCUACAUCAUGAAUUAUCUGGGUGUGGGUGUGGGCUUCCUCGUGCCCUUCCUCAUCAUCAUCUUCUGCUACAGUAAGGUCAUCCAGAACCUGAGAAACACUAAACAGGUCAGUGGUGACAUUCUGAGGAACAAGGUCCGGAGGCACAACCGAAGACACUCGGUCUACCUGGUUACCAUGGUCAUCGUCACCUUCCUGCUGUGCUUCCUGCCCUAUCACCUGAUCCGGACGCUGCACCUGCACGCUGUGAUUGGUCGAUGGAGCUGUGAGGUCACACGGCUGCUGCAGCGAGCCGUGUCRGUGACGCUGUGCCUGGCAGCGAGCAACAGCAUGAUCAACCCUCUGCUGUACUACUACGCCACCAGGACCUUCAGAAAGGACCUGAGCCAGGUCCAGACCUCCUUCAGGACCUACAUCCCAGAGUCCUUCAGGCGAGGCUCUGUCACUUCCAACAGGCAGGAUUCUCUCAGACACAAAUACAGCCAGGCCCACCUGAAGAACUGAACCUGACACAGACCCGUGGUCUUUAUUUAUAUGAAAACUUUAUUUAGAUAACACCUUUCACAAGCAUCACAGACUCCUGGUGCAGCA